This is a messenger RNA of Clonostachys rhizophaga, 3795 nucleotides long. The record is from the annotation of a GenBank genome assembly. NCBI's taxonomy places the organism in Eukaryota, Fungi, Ascomycota, Sordariomycetes, Hypocreales, Bionectriaceae.
AUGGAAACUGUGAGGAAUGUUUACAACUACUUGCUCGGUCAGGGUCAGAAUACGGCCGUGGACUCGGAUGAGGUUUUCCCGUUGUACUUCCUUGACAACCUGCAGGCCGGGCGGCUUCUCGUCCUAUGCGAGACCUUCAAGUUCAACGAUGUCUUGGGCCCAGAGAAGUUGCAUGAUGGACUCAUAAAGUUGAUCCAACUUGGAGAUUGGAGGAAGUUAGGUGGGCGGCUUCGUAAGAAGUCCGACGGCAAUCUCGAGCUCCAUGUACCAAAACAAUUCACCAAAGAACGGCCGGCAGUCCAAUUUUCCUCGGAGAAAAUCGACAUCGGCAUCGCCGAGCACUCUACUGCUUGGCAGUUUCCCACAGCAACCGAUUCCCCUUCUUUACAUCCUGGGCAGGAGUUUUUCGAGGAAUUUAGUGCGUUAUCGAAAGGGCCAAAGACCUUACAAGACUACCUCCAAAGUGAUCACCCAGUCUUUCGAGUUCAUGUCACCGUAUUCGCUGACGCCACCAUUGUUGCUUUUAUUUGGCCACAUGCGGUGUCUGGCGCUCUGGGGCUGAAGAAUAUUCUGUCGGCCUGGUCUGAGGCGCUCAAGGAUGAAGGAAAUAUCCCAGAGUUGUUGGGCGCUCGAAAGGAUGUACUCGACGGAAUAGGAACUUCGAAAGACUGCACAGCACCAUAUGUUCUUGAUAAUGUUGAGUUAAAGGGCUGGGGGUUUGCCAAAUUCGCAUUUCGGCUGAUGUGGACGGUCAUCUGGCGGCCGAAGGUUGAGGCACGCACAAUAUGCCUUCCUCGCGGCUUUGUCUCCGAUCUACGACAGGCCACGCUGAAGGAGCUCUCAGAAAUUCAAGGAAUUGAUAGUGAUGUUUUCGUUAGCGAGGGCGACGUCUUGACUGCUUGGCUGACAAGAUUCAUUUCUCGGGCACGUGGAGGAACAAGACCUGCGAUUUUGGUCAACCCUCUGGACGUGUCAAGCCGUCUCAAAUCUGCCUUGGCUCCCGGAGGACUGUACGUUCAAAAUAUGGCCGUGGCUUUAUACACUCUUGUCGAAGCCAACAUCUUGAGCAAGAGAUCACUGGGGGAGACGGCUCGUGUGGUGCGUUUGUCCAUACAACAACAAGCCACAGAGGAGCAAAUGCGUUCUCAACUGCGGCACUUUAGAAAACUUGGACCGAACAAAAUGCAGUCGCUUUAUGGGACAUCACACUCCCACUUGGUCGCAUUUUCCAACUGGACGACUUUCAAGAUAUUUGAAGCUAUUGACUUCAGCCCCGCUAUCACUACGCCAUCACCCCAUUCUGCGGGUGGAAAACCGGUGUACAUGCAUUGCCAGUCCUUGAGCAGGGAUUCAUUCAUGAGGGAUGUCUUUGCAAUCACUGGCAAAGAUUUAGACGGUAAUUAUUGGGUCAGUGGUUUCUUAUACCCGGAAGACUGGCAAGCAUUUGAGGAUUACAUGCAGACUACGGAGGAGAGUUCGAGGAUAAAGUUGAAAUCAACGAUAGAAAAUGCCAGCAAACGCCGGUGGUGGACUUCCCCCCAGGAGACCGUUAUACGGCGAAUUCACAUCAUGUCUCCGUCGGACCUCCAAUCCAAGGAGCAUCGCGACUUGCUCGAUAUCAUCGACCAGCUCCGGUCUCAAGGCAUAAAUCGCUAUGUGGAUCUUCCUGAGAUUAUAGUCUGCGGUGACCAGUCCGCUGGGAAAAGCUCUGUCCUUGAAGCCAUCUCGGGCAUGUCAUUCCCAACCAAAGAUCGACUCUGCACUCGGUUUGCCACAGAGCUUAUCCUGCGCCGCGAUACCGACACCAGUGUGAAGAUUUCUAUCUCGCCUGGGCCGGAUCGCCAUCCAGAAGAUAGGGAUCAUUUAUCCAGUUGGCAGCCAGAGGCUGAUAUCGAGAACGACGGACUCAGGGUCGUCAUCGAGGAGGCGAAGGCGAGAAUGGGUCUUCAAGGGACCAAGGUCUUCAGCAGUGAUAUCCUCCGCAUCGAGCUUUGUGGACCGACGCAGCCACAUCUGACCAUGGUUGACCUGCCUGGUCUGUUUAGGUCGGGCAACAAGGAGCAAUCCGAGGACAACGUCGCGCUGGUGAAAGCGCUGGUCACCAGAUACAUGAGUCGGCCGCGAAGCAUCAUCCUGGCCGUGGUUUCUGCCAAAACAGAAUACGUUCUGCAAGAGGUUACCGCACUGGCAAGGAGCGCCGAUCCGCAAGGCCUUCGCACUAUUGGUCUCAUCACAAAGCCAGACACUCUGGACAACGGAUCCGAGAGUCAACGUUCUUGGGUAAAUCUGGCUCUCAACAAGGACGUGGAGUUGAAUCUGGGAUGGCACGUGCUGAAGAACCGCAAUUAUGAAGAAAGAGACUACUCUUCAUUACAACGUGACAUCUCCGAGGAUGAGUUCUUCAGCACGGGCAUAUGGACUUCCAUUGAUCCUAAACACUACGGGGUCAAGAGCCUGAAAUCUCGACUCAGCUCGGUGCUCAAGGACCAGAUUUUGCAACAAUUGCCGGGCUUGAUCAAGGAUGUCGACCAUGGCAUUGAGGAUUGCAAUGUGAAGCUGUCCAAACUCGGGGCCGGUCGGAAAUCUUCCCGAGAGCAAUUGAAGUACCUGUCUCAGCUGAGCCACCAGUUCACCUCCUUGAUGACCUCUGCCGUCAGUGGGACAUACGCCGAUACCUUUUUCGGUAGCAAGAAUGAUUUGAAUGAGCAACGAAAGAGACUUCGAUCUGUUGUGCAGAAUCGGCUGGAAUUGUUCGCUCAAGAUAUGCGGCUGACUGGCGAAAGCCAGGUCAUCGUCGAUGAUAAUGAAGCCUGCUAUGACGACAGACAAAUCACACGGUCUCAGUACGUCGACGACGUCAGGAUGCGGAUGAUGAAAAGCAGAGGGUCCGAGCUUCCGGGACUCUUCAACCCUGCUAUCGUGAGCGAUCUGUUUGCGGAGCAAUGUCAGCCCUGGAAGGGGAUUGUUUCCAGCCUGACAGAAGACAUUGUUGAUGCUGUGUAUCGAACCACACGGUCAAUAGUCGAACACAUUGCAGCCAACGAAGUUAUACGAGAGAUACUAAUCUUACUGAACUCCGAGAUCGAUCAGUUGAAGGUCAGUAUGAACGACAAAGUGAGAGAGUUGCUUCAGGCGCAGUAUGCUCUGCAUUCCAUCACCUACAACCCGCAGCUCAGCGAAAAUGUUCAGAAGGCUCAGUGGGCCCGAAAGAAGCGACACCUGGAGAAGAGAAUCCAAGAAAAGUUUGGUUUUAAAUCGGUUGACGAACCGGGGGAGAAACUCAUCAUUGACGCGCCCCAGAUCGUGGAGCUGUUUCUGGACGAGACUGAGCUGGACAUGAUUCGCUUUGGUAGCUCAAUGGCCGUUGAUUACAUGCAAGCUUAUUACCAGCUUGCGAGAGACAGAUUCAUUGAUGACAUAAGUGUCAUGGCUGUUGAGCGUUGUCUCAUGAACAAACUAACGAGCAUUUUGACACCAAUCAAGGCGGUCGAACUUGAAGACGACGAGCUUCUACGCCUUGUUGGCGAAAGCGAGGAGAGCGUGGAUGAACGGUUGAGACUGACCGAGAAGCUGGAGAUAUUGCAAAAUGGGCUUCGGGACAUCAAGCGGCUGUACACCGACAGAGGUGACAUUGCUCCCGAGAUCCAGGCGGAACAGAGCACUCCUGCAUCUACCAUCAUACAGGUUCAAAGGAGCGCAAGUGUUUCGUCAGAACUCGGAAAAGACGAAGAGGAGGCUGCUCAUUCCCCGCCACCUUCUUCAGCGGGAUCUUCGCGAGGGGAGUUUGUUGGGUAA